Polistes canadensis is the source of this 1362-nucleotide messenger RNA. RefSeq names its product mitotic checkpoint protein BUB3 (gene Bub3). Gene Ontology annotation, molecular function: ubiquitin binding. Gene Ontology annotation, cellular component: mitotic checkpoint complex; kinetochore; bub1-bub3 complex. Gene Ontology annotation, biological process: mitotic spindle assembly checkpoint signaling. Bases 35 to 1045 code for a protein of 336 amino acids. The record is from RefSeq and is a predicted model, not a curated record. The transcript has 5 exons. NCBI's taxonomy places the organism in Eukaryota, Metazoa, Arthropoda, Insecta, Hymenoptera, Vespidae.
GUUGUAUAGCCAACUGUGUUGUUCUAAUGUCACUAUGAUUUUAAUACAAAUCUUACUAGGAAAGUGCUGCUAUCGGGAAAAAUUCAAAAUAAAAACACCUCCAAAUGAUGCAAUUUCUGCGGUUGAAUUUGGUCCUAAUUCUACGCAAUUUCUACUUGUUUCAUCAUGGGACAGUACGGUUCGAUUAUAUGAUAUACAUGCAAAUAGUAUGAGGUUAAAGUAUAACCAUGAUUUACCGGUUUUAGAUGUGGCAUUUCAGGAUGCGGUGCAUGCUUACAGUGGUGGUUUAGGAAACACAUUGAAGAUGUAUGACAUCAAUAGUAAUACUGAAUCAGUUAUGGGAACACACGACAAACCGAUCAGAAAAAUAGAAUAUUGUGGUGCGGUGAAUGCUAUUUUAACCGGUGGUUGGGAUGCUGCUGUAAAGCUUUGGGAUCCGAGAACUCCUACUUGCGUUGGUAGUUAUCUGCAACCAGAUGUAGUUUUGGCUUUAUCUGUUUGCGGAGAUAAAUUUGUAGUAGGUACAGCUAAACGGAAAGUCUGUAUUUGGGAUUUGAGAAAUAUGGCUGGUAUGUUUCAAAGACGAGAAAGUAGUCUAAAAUAUCAAACAAGAUGUAUUAAAGGAUUCCCUAAUGAACAGGGUUACGUUUUAAGUAGUAUAGAAGGCAGAGUGGCAGUGGAAUAUUUAGAUACGACACCUGAAGCGCAGAAGAAAAAAUAUGCUUUUAAAUGUCAUCGAAUAAAGGAGAAUAAUGUUGAGCAUAUUUAUCCAGUUAAUGCUAUUAGUUUUCAUUCUACUUAUAAUACCUUUGCCACCGGUGGAUCAGAUGGAUUUGUUAAUAUAUGGGACGGUUUUAACAAAAAACGUUUGUGUCAAUUUCAUAGAUAUAACGCUGGUGUUGCUGCACUUAGUUUUAGUCAUGACGGUUCUGUACUGGCUAUAGGUGUAUCUUAUUUAAAUGAAUCACAAAUACCACCUGGUGGUACAGACGAAAUAGAAAUUUAUAUAAGAUAUGUUAACGACCAAGAAACUAAACCUAAGUAACAUUAUGCCAUCUUAAUAGGAGCAUUAAUUAUAGUUCAAAAAUUAUUUAUAUCGCUCGCUACAGAUCAGAUUAAGACGGCAUUGAAAACUUUUAACGAAUAUUCUUUUUCUAUGCAUUGUCAUGUAAAUAUCAAAGACUAUCAGGAUUUUACACUUUUAUAUUUCUAAAGACAUCUACUUCGUUGUUAACAAUGGACUGUGAAUGGUCAAUAUUAUAUAUAUAAACAUUACAAUGAUUCUGACUGAAGAGUGAAUCAAUUAUUCAAAAUUAUUAAAACAAAGACGAAUUAUUUGAAUAAACUAUCGUUUUUUUUAAA